AUGACCGUGACGAACCUUCCUGGAAAAAGUCAAAGGAAGCCACCCUCUGAGCAACGGAAGAAACCAAAGCCAGUGGUUGCUCCCUCGAUUGCACAAGGCAUGAAGCUGCAACCAGAGGGCACCGUGUCCGCCUAUGUGCCCGAUAUCGUGGACGCCACCGAGCCCACCGUUCCCAUGCAGGCCACUGAACCUCCCUCGUCUGGCAGCAGCGGUCCAGGACAGACUACAGGACAGGGAUGGGUGAAUGUAAACCGGGUCCAAUAUGAAAAACUGCACCCCAAAAGUCAUAGCGCGAAUGAGACAUCGCUGAAGGUGAGCGAGCUGGAGAUACAACAGAGAAGGGGUGAAAGGCUUAGGAAUGCGAGGUCGCACAAAGAUCUCGAGAAUCCAAGAGAAAGAGACGAAAUGCGACGGCAGGGCACCCACCCAAUGAGCAACAAUCAUGCGAUGAGCAACAAUUAUGGGACUCUUGGAGGCGGGGGAUACACCAAAGAGGUGGAUUUGUCAAAUGGAAAUGCAUUCGCGAAUCAUUUUCCGUACACAGCCGCGCCUCCCAUGAAGCAGGGGAAACAAUUGCAUAAUAAUGGGCACGAAAUCAACGUGGAGACAGCCUUGACGAACUUGAGUCUCAACGACCAUGUCGGUUCGACCAGGGGAGGCUCAGCCGUCCUUCAAAGCUCGCGGCUCCCACCACAUGCCAACCAAGCUGAGCCAAAGAAGCUUCAGCUGGUUGAACAAGAUCAAUCUCGUGGUAAACACCAGAAUGUGGCUGAUGAUGCAGAUGUGUACGACCCGAGCCUUAUGGACGUGUGGGCGGGGAAGCCACAAACGAGUGGACCACAUGGCAAUGCAAUAGAGUCAAAUCCAAAUAAUGUGCCCCUGGUUAAUGUUGAACAAAAUGUCCGACCGACACAUGCAGAGAACCAAAGUUCAAAGUCGCUGAUGCCCGUCGAGCAAAAUGCUGCUUCUACUGCGUCAUCAACAGUCGACAAAGUCAACAAGUUCGCCUCAUUAGACAGCGAGAACAGACCUUUAUUUAGAAGAAGACGGCUAAGAUCUUUGCUGGGUUUUCCAACAAGUAUACCAACGAGUCUCACCACUAAAGCUUCUUCACCACCACGACCGUCUCAUGAUUAUGGCGCUAGCAUCAUGACACCAAGAGCUAAACGCAGGUCAUAUAGCUUGCUGCAGCUUCCACCUCGAACUCCCCGAAGACGGAGUGUGAGUGGCGCCCAUACCACUCCAACGAAACCAAGACGCGCUUCACAUGAGCUUCUAAUGCGGAUGCGCUCAGGUGAAUUCAACCUGCGUAUGCAACUAACUUCAGAGCCUCGUAUCUCGCCGACGUUGACGUCGACGAGGGAGCGCGACAUGGGGAAAGAGCAGCGGCUGCUUUCAACUGAGAUCAAUGGUACGACCUCUGGUUUGGAUAACGUACCUCCGCCUGCGAUGACGGUUUCAAAACUUCAUUCAGUGAUACCAUCACCCCAAAAGUCCAACUUACAGCACCCCUCUUCUGAUGCGCAAUCAAUCAAUUCUGGCGAACAAUUCUCAAAUGCGCCAAACGGCAGUUUGACUAAAGUGAAACUGGCUCCUACGAGGCCUCAUACUUCGUUCGACCCGAUUGGCACUCUGGAAUUUCAAACUAAUCUUCCGGUAAGCAACAACAACAUACCAAAUGGACUGCAGCUGGACCAUCUCGGGCCCUCACAAAAUGCCUCAAAUUUCACGUCGCAACUUCCCAACGGUGACUCCUUCAACUCCUCACAGCAGCAACCGGAUGAUCAAAAUAAUGACUUGACUUUUGUUACAAUUGUCUCCGAUGAUUACUUGAAAACGCGCAAAACUAGACAUUCUGAAAUUGUACCAUCGAAAACCACGUUCACGAAGCGAGACGUAACUCAAUACCAAAAGCGCCAUACAAUCGAUCCCAAUCCCCGCUACUUUGCUUUCUACAACCGGUUUGUUCACGAUGCAUUCAAUCCGGCUCAAGUUGAAUCUAGCGAUAAGCUCUCGGCGCUGAAGAUAAGUUUCGACGGCUCAUAUAGCAUUGACGACGACAGCAGGCCAGGUCAAGUCUGGACGGUUUGGGAUAAAGAAAUGUUUUUCAAUUUACUUGCCAGGUACAGCAUACACCAAGUCGAUUUGAUUGCAUCUCAAAUGGCCAAAAAUGAAUUGGAAGUGUUGACUUAUUAUAACUUGCUCAAAUCUCAAUUGAAAAAAUUGAAAAAUGGAGAAUGGAAACAGCAUGCCGAGGGAAGUAAGCCUAGUUUGAAAAAGAGGAGACGUGGGUUGGUUAAAUACGAGGAUAUGCCCAUUGCUUACGAGAUGCUGCCGUUUUUCGUCAAGUAUGAAGAUGAACAAAGUGAAGCUGUGGAAAAGAGAUUAGAUGAAGACCGAAUGGAAAAGUUGGAAGAGAUGGGUGAAGAAGAGUACAUUCGACAGCUAACGCGCACCGGCAUGGACGAAGCAUCAGCUGUAAUUGAUCGCACCGACUUGGAUGUCGAUGAUCAAUCCUUUGCCAUGCUUGAAAAUCUAGUACGAGAUGUAACGAGACGGAUAUUGCUUGAUGUUAUCGUUACCGACUUGAAGCAAGAAGUUGGAUUUGGAGCCGAUGGCAAGAGUUUAAAAGCACAUAACGCCAUCACAGUAGCCCAAAUCCGAGCCAGUUACCAGCGAUUAGAAUUGAAACCGCGCAAGUACCCUUCCAAGUUUACCAUCAAGUACCGGGCCAAGUACCAAAAGCCCCAGCAUGGCAAGUGGGAUCAAUUCGCCGCGCCUCCCGUGAUUGACUACUCGAAACUCGACCCACCCAAAGCAAGUGCAUCGCCGCUGGUGAUGACGAUCCACGACCUCAAACGAAACCAACAGCGCAAGAGGAAAAGAUCACCCGAGUUGGAAGAAGAGCUCGUGGUUGAAGAAACGGCACGACUAGAGCGCCUCGAUGAAGCUCAGCUGCGAUGCUAUCAGCGUGGCUUACUCAAUUUGCUUUCGCCGGGUGAUCGCGAGACCACGGACUGGGAUCAGCGCAAGGCCAACAUUUGGUAUUUUCAGGUUGAAAAAGAAAGAGCAAAGGCGAUGAGAUACGGUAAGGAACGCGGUGCUGAUGUUAUUGACGUUGGCGAAGAAGAAGGAGAAGGAGAAGGAGAAGACGAAGAAGAAGAAGAGGAGGAGAAGUGUGAGGAGUGUUUGCCUAGCCGCAAGCUCAGAAAAGCCAUACGGAGGUUCAGAUAUGAAUAUGCGUCGUAUGGCAGUGACGAGGAUGACGACAACUUGGUUGUGUACGCUAAGAAAGACACGCGAGAUCCGCAACGCCAAUUGAACAGUAACGGAAGUGGGAGUGAAGCGAGUGGAGAUGAGGAUGAUGUGCAUCUGGAUUCGGAUGUGUCAGAGUCCGAGCAUGGAGAGUAA
Molecule: messenger RNA, 3411 nt
Organism: Lodderomyces beijingensis
Lineage: Eukaryota; Fungi; Ascomycota; Pichiomycetes; Serinales; Debaryomycetaceae
Source: the annotation of a GenBank genome assembly